Molecule: messenger RNA, 2692 nt
Organism: Leptopilina boulardi
Lineage: Eukaryota; Metazoa; Arthropoda; Insecta; Hymenoptera; Figitidae
Product: xenotropic and polytropic retrovirus receptor 1 homolog
Exons: 10
Coding region: 245-2254 (669 amino acids)
Biological process (GO): phosphate ion transport; cellular response to phosphate starvation
Cellular component (GO): plasma membrane; cytoplasm; Golgi apparatus
Molecular function (GO): inositol hexakisphosphate binding
Source: RefSeq, a predicted model, not a curated record
AUUUUUUAUAACCAAAUCUCGUGACAAACAAAUUACAACACACAUUGACAUUUUUCAAGUGCAUGUUAUUAGUAUUAAAAAAAAAAAAAUCUUCUCAAAGGGAAAAACAUUAAAUUUGUUUAAAAAAAAACAAAAAUGUUUUUUUUAUUUCUCAUUCGUUUAUUUUGACAGUUCCAUAAAGUACAAAAAGAUAAAAAGGGCCAAAAAAAUUUCGAUUAAUUAGUAUUUAAAAAGACAAGCAAAAAUGAAGUUUGCAGAACAUCUUUCUGCUCAUAUAACUCCUGAAUGGCGAAAGCAGUACAUCAGCUAUGAGGAAAUGAAAGCAAUGCUUUACAGGGUAGUGGAAGAAGCACCUUCUUCAGAAACAACAGAACCGGAAGUGAUAUCCAGACAUUUUGCAACAUUCGAUGAAACAUUUUUCACGUUUUGUGAUCAGGAGUUAAAAAAAAUAAACACCUUUUACUCUGAGAAGUUGGCGGAGGCGACACGAAAAUAUGCAGCGUUACAGAGCGAAUUAAAAAGUGCAUUGGAUGCACAUCAAGGUGGUGGAAAAAAUAAAGGAAAAACCAAUCAGAAACCCCAUUUGACAACAAGAAAAAUACGAGAAUUAAAACUUGCCUUCUCUGAAUUUUAUCUAUCUCUCAUUCUAUUGCAAAAUUAUCAAAAUCUAAAUUACACUGGAUUUCGAAAAAUCCUCAAAAAACAUGACAAGCUUCUAUCUGUGGACACUGGAUCGAAAUGGAGGGAGGAAUGCGUUGAAGUUGCACAUUUUCACACAUCAAAAGAUAUUGAUAAAUUAAUUCAAGAUACAGAAACAUCGGUAACAAAUGGACUUGAGGGUGGCGAUCGUCAACGAGCUAUGAAAAGACUUCGUGUACCACCACUUGGCGAACAUCAAAGUCCAUGGACCACAUUUAAAGUUGGAUUAUUCUCCGGCAGUUUUAUUGUUCUUUUUGUCACCGUUAUUCUAUCAGCAAUUUUUCACGAUGGUGGGGAAAAUUUGAAAGUUGCUUUUCUCUUGUAUCGUGGACCAUUACUUAUUGUUCAAUUUUUAUUUUUAAUUGGAAUAAAUGUUUAUGGUUGGAGAUCGUCAGGUGUAAAUCAUGUAUUAAUAUUUGAAUUGGAUCCAAGAAAUCAUCUCUCUGAACAACAUCUCAUGGAAUUGGCUGCUGUUUUAGGUGUUGUUUGGGCAUUAAGUAUAUUAAGUUUUUUGUACAGUGCAAGUUUAAGUAUUCCACCUUAUGUCAAUCCACUUGCACUUGUUAUAAUAAUGGUUGGAUUUCUCAUUAAUCCAUUGAGAAUGUUUCGACACGAGGCACGAUUUUGGCUAAUGCGAAUUAUGUGGCGAGUAUUAAUGGCACCUUUGGUAUUUGUAAAUUUUGCCGAUUUCUGGUUGGCCGAUCAACUUAAUAGUCUUGUCACAGCAUUUUUGGACUUUCAAUUUUUGCUCUGCUUUUAUAUAACUAAUGGAAAUAAUUGGCUCGAAGCUGGCCGAACAGAUCAAUGUACAUCUGGCUCUCUCAUUAUUAGACCAUUGGUCAAUUGUUUACCCGCAUGGUUUCGUUUUGCCCAAUGUAUAAGACGUUAUCGUGACUCGAAAGAAGCAUUUCCCCAUCUUUGGAAUGCUGGAAAAUAUUCGACAACAUUUCUUGUUGUCAUUGCAACGUCACUACGUUUUUAUCAUAAAGUUGAUAAUGAAAAUCAAUGGGAAAGUCCGUGGUUUUGGUUUUGGCUUGGAAGUUGUCUUUUUAAUUCCAUUUAUUCAUUAACGUGGGACUUAAAAAUGGAUUGGGGCCUUCUCGACAGUAAUGCUGGUGAAAAUAAAUUUCUACGAGAGGAAGUUGUUUAUUCAUCUUAUGGCUUUUAUUAUUUUGCCAUGAUAGAAGAUAGCAUAAUUCGAUUUUCAUGGGUUGCAACAUUCAUUCUUCACGAUUAUUUUUCCGUUUCAAAUGAUUUAUUAAUGUCAAUAGUCUCGACACUUGAAGUCUUCAGGCGUUUUAUUUGGAAUUUUUUCCGAUUGGAGAACGAGCAUUUGAACAAUUGCGGUAAGUUUCGUGCUGUACGUGAUAUUUCAAUAGCGCCAAUAGAAAGUUCCGAUCAAACGCAAAUAUUGCGCAUGAUGGAUGAGGAAAAUGGUGUUAUUAAUCGAGGUAAACGUAAAAAUAUCGGUAACAAAAAAACCAAUCAAAAAGAAGACAAACGAUUAUUACUUAAAGACGAAAAUAUUGACAUGAAUGCAUCGACUGUGAGUUGAGAGAACAAAAAAAAAAAAUCACAAAUUAUUAUUGUUAAUAUAUAUUAAGCACUAGUUAAACAAAUUUUUUUUACCACUUGCCUUAUUGUUCUUUUUUUUUGUCCGCUCAACUAUCACAGUUUAUUUUUUAAUUAGGGGGAAAAAAAAUUCAAAAAAAAAAUAUAUAUAUAUUACAAGUGCCUUUUGUAGCGUUUACUUGUUGAAAUUACUAUUUUUUAUUAUUGCUCGUUGCAUUUUGUUAUGUAAAAGAGAGAAUAAAUGUGAGAAAGAAAGAAAGAAAGAGAGUGAGAAAAUUGUAAAAAUUCGUGUUUGUUAAAUAAUUUUUGGCCAAAGGAAGAAAAAAGAGAAUUUAACAAAAUUUGUUCUUUUAUUUUCAAUUUUUACUAUUCGAUAAUUUAUUAUUUUAAACGAAUUAUUAAUAAAGUAUGAAAAUUAAAA